AUGGCUGGUUCAAUUGAAAACAACGCAGCGUUAUACAAGAAGAAGACCUACACUUAUGUACCACCAUCGCCUUCAGCAGAACUCAUCGAAUCCACAAGCUUCACACUAGACUUUGMGGCCCGUAAGUUUGUACAUAUCGGUAUAGAUCCGUCUUCGAAUUUCAUAAUUGCAGUACACAUAUUAACUUCUUCACGUUACAUACAAGUUACGCCUGAUUAUUUGAAUAUAUUAUUCUCGUAUAUGGGUCAUAUCUUGUCCUUUAUAUUAGACACACCACAAAAGUAUAAACGAAUAAUAUUUUAUGAAGAUGAAAUAUUAAAACUAUCGAGUAUGGUAUACAGCGGAGAAAAUGUGUUAGUGAUUGAAGCAAAACACAGAGAAGGAUGUAGAAUAUUAUUGAAUCGGRCGGACCUUAUUCAAUUGCAAUACCUCGAGUGUUCCAUCGUCGAAACCUUAGUGCGGAAAGAAGUAUUCACCGCACCGUUAAUUACAGUGCGGGAAAAUCUUCGACACCUUUAA
Molecule: messenger RNA, 519 nt
Organism: Diuraphis noxia (Russian wheat aphid)
Lineage: Eukaryota; Metazoa; Arthropoda; Insecta; Hemiptera; Aphididae
Source: RefSeq, a predicted model, not a curated record